CCUGGAGUGCACGUUUGCCGCUAUCUUCUAAUCGAUGAUCGAUUUUAUUUUAGUUCAACAAAAGAUGGCGGACCGAACGCCUGGUGGCUCUCAAAAAGCUAGCGCUAAGGCGCUGCUUGAGAGCAAACUGAAGUCUUUCAGCAUUGGUAAAAUGGCAGUGGCAAAGAGGACCUUAAGCAAGAAGGAACAAGAUGAAAUAAAGAAAAAAGAGGAUGAGCGGGCAGCAGCAGAGAUUUAUGAGGAGUUUCUUGCUGCUUUUGAAGGAGGAGGCGAUGGCAAAGUCAAAGCCUUUGUCCGUGGUGGUAUUGCAAAUGCAACAAAAGAGGAGGCAGCUGCUGAUGAGAAGAAAGGGAAAUUGUACAAGCCCAAGUCACGUUUUGAGACCCAAACCCCAAAAAGCUUCUUGCCUUUGGAAACCCCACCUCAGUUUUUACCAGUAGACAAAAGACAUCCUGUGAAGAAAAGUACUGAAAAGGAAAAGAAGAAGAGCAACUUGGAGCUAUUCAAAGAAGAACUUAAACAAAUACAGGAGGAAAGGGAUGAAAGACACAAGCUGAAAGGACGUGUUAGUCGUUUCGAACCUCUCGCGGGCACAGAUGGAAGACGCUCAUCGGAUGGUUCUUCAAGAAGAAACCGUCCGUCCAGUGUUUUGGAUGAUUGUGCGCCAGGUUCCCAUGAUGUUGGAGACCCAUCCACCACUAACUUGUAUCUCGGAAACAUCAAUCCACAGAUGAAUGAGGAAAUGCUGUGUCAGGAGUUCGGCCGCUAUGGCCCGCUGGCCAGUGUGAAGAUCAUGUGGCCGAGGACAGACGAGGAGAGGGCUCGGGAGAGGAACUGUGGCUUUGUGGCUUUCAUGAACAGGAGGGAUGCUGAGCGAGCGCUCAAGAACCUAAAUGGAAAGAUGAUAAUGAAAUUUGAGAUGAAAUUAGGAUGGGGCAAAGGCGUGCCCAUUCCACCCCAUCCCAUCUACAUCCCUCCUUCCAUGAUGGAGCACACACUCCCACCACCUCCCUCUGGCCUACCCUUCAACGCACAGCCCCGGGAGAGGCUAAAGAACCCCAAUGCUCCAUUGCUUCCUCCACCUAAAAACAAGGAGGAGUUUGAGAAGACUCUGUCGCAAGCCAUAGUCAAAGUGGUUAUCCCAACAGAAAGGAAUUUGCUCUCUCUCAUCCACCGAAUGAUCGAGUUUGUGGUGCGUGAAGGCCCAAUGUUUGAAGCCAUGAUCAUGAACAGAGAAAUCAACAAUCCCAUGUACAGGUUUCUAUUUGAGAACCAAAGCCCAGCACAUGUAUACUACCGGUGGAAGCUGUACUCCAUACUACAGGGUGAAGCACCAGUCAAAUGGAAGACAGAGGACUUUAGGAUGUUUAAGAAUGGCUCGUUGUGGCGUCCACCUCCUCUUAAUCCAUAUCUCCAUGGGCCUUAUGAUGAUGGCGAGGAGGAGGAGGAAGAGGAGGAGGGCAGCAAGAAAGGCUGUUUGAAGGAAGAAGAGCGGGACAAACUAGAGGAGAUGCUGCGUGGUUUGACUCCCAGGAGGGGAGACGUAGCAGAAGCCAUGUUGUUUUGUCUCAGCCAUGCCGAAGCAGCUGAAGAGAUUGUCGAGUGUGUCACAGAGUCUCUGUCCAUCCUCAAAACCCCUCUACCCAAAAAGAUUGCACGGUUAUAUCUAGUUUCUGAUGUGCUGUACAACUCGUCUGCCAAAGUAUCCAAUGCAUCUUACUACAGAAAAUAUUUUGAAACAAAGCUCUGCCAGAUUUUCGCAGACCUCAACGCGACAUACAAAACGAUACAGGGCCACCUUCAGAGUGAGAACUUUAAGCAACGAGUCAUGGCAUGCUUCCGGGCAUGGGAGGACUGGGCUGUGUACCCAGACCCCUUUCUUAUCAAGCUGCAGAACAUCUUCCUGGGUCUAGUUAAUCUCUCUGCAGAGAAGGAACCCCCUGUCGUUAUUGUGGAGGCUGAGCCAGCAGAGGACAUUGAUGGGGCUCCAAUAGUGGAGUAUGUAGAUGGCGCUCUGCUGGAGGACGUGGAUGGGGUGCCAAUUGACGCAGGGCCCAUUGAUGGGGCCCCUAUUGACGGAGCCCCCCUGGAUGAUUUAGAUGGUGUUCCUAUCAAGCCCAUGGAAGAAGACAUAGAUGGAAUACCCUUGGAUCCGUCCAAGGAGUCGGCCUUCAAGGUUGCACCCUCGAAAUGGGAAGCGGUGGAUGAGUCUGAGUUGGAAGCUCAAGCUGUGACAACUUCAAAAUGGGAGAUAUUUGAACCGCCAGAAGAAACAAAAAAGAAUGACGAGGACAGCGAUGAUGAUGACAGGAGCCCUCGCUCAGAAGAUAAUCAGAGCUACUCCAACCCCAUCAGAGAUGAAUCUGAUAUAAAGGCCAAAAUGUCUGAAAUGAAUGAGGAGAAACGCACAAAGCUCAGAGAGAUAGAGGUUAAGGUCAUGAAGUUCCAGGAUGAGCUGGAGUCUGGGAAGAGGCCCAAGAAGCCUGCGCAGAGUAUUCAGGAGCAGGUGGAGCACUACAGGGACAAACUACUACAAAAGGAAAAAGAAAAGGAGAAACUUGAACGGGAGAGAGAGAGGGAGAAGAAAGAAAAGGAGAAAGCUGAAGCACGGUUGAAAGACUUGAAGAAGGAAAAAGAGAAGGAAGACACACCAACCAGGAAAGAGAGGAAGCGGCGUCACAGUGGGUCCCCCAGCCCAACGCGGACUAGCAGCAGACGAGGCCGCUCAACCUCCCCCCGUUCAGAGCGGUCAGAAAGAUCAGAACGCUCCGACCGCUCGUACUCUAAAGACACAUCUUCCCGCUCCACCCAUAAAGACUCCCCGCGCUCCAGCAACAAAAAGUCCUCUAAGAGAUCACCCUCACCUCGCACACCCAAACGAUCCAGGAGGUCGCGUUCCAAGACGCCCAAGAAAUCAGCCAAGAAGUCCCGCUCCAAAUCAAGGUCACCCCAUCGGUCUCACAAAAAAUCAAAGAAGAGCAAACACUGACACACAUUUUCUUUCAACCUCCAAACCAGCCUAUCCUCCUCCUUCCCUUUUUCUGCGCUGUUGUAUAAAAGAUUGACUGAAUGAUUUGGCAGCUGAAGAUCUCUGCUCAGAUGUUAAUGUAUAGACGAUGAAGAGUGGAGGGUGUUGCAUGGGUUGCCAUCUGGUGUAUCAAAUGGAUGGGGCCAUUGCUGUUUUAUAUUGUACAAAAAAUAAUGUGCUUGUGUGUCCUGAUUCCCCAUCACCUCCCAAUGGAAUUCAUCCAUGUGGUAGACCGCACCCGUACAGAGUGUGAUGACAAUAGUCAUAUUCAUGCUGUCAUUUUCUGUUUUUGUAGUUCACAUUAAAAAGAAUUCCUAAUAAAGUA
Perca fluviatilis (European perch) is the source of this 3353-nucleotide messenger RNA. Its product is annotated as U2 snRNP-associated SURP domain containing. The record is from RefSeq and is a predicted model, not a curated record. Gene Ontology annotation, biological process: RNA processing. The transcript has 26 exons. Gene Ontology annotation, molecular function: RNA binding. NCBI's taxonomy places the organism in Eukaryota, Metazoa, Chordata, Actinopteri, Perciformes, Percidae. Gene Ontology annotation, cellular component: nucleus. The coding region runs from base 35 to 2989 and encodes 984 amino acids.